Molecule: messenger RNA, 624 nt
Organism: Racocetra persica
Lineage: Eukaryota; Fungi; Glomeromycota; Glomeromycetes; Diversisporales; Gigasporaceae
Source: the annotation of a GenBank genome assembly
AUGGAUCAGAAUGAUUCUACAUUCCAAGAUGAAUCAAAAGAUACUUCUGAUAGUAUAUUUGAAUAUAAUUUGGAUUCUAUGUCUGUUACACCUUUUGAAUCUUUAGCUUUAUAUAACGAAUAUUUAAUAUCAUCUCCUAAUCUUGAGCGUACUACUUUAUUAUAUACUUUCAAAUCUUUAUAUAGUUCUGAACCACUUACUUUAGAUAAUUCUAAAAAUCUUGCUUCACCACCAGAUAGUUUUACUUAUUUGGAUCCUCCUAAUAUUAAUUUUUCUCAAAAUACUAAAAAACACAAUCAUGGACAACUUUUAGAACCAAUAGCCACAAUGUCUCCCACAUGUUGGAAUUCUGUAUUUGUGCUAAAUUCAAAAGAUGGAAAAAAAUUAGAGGCUUUACUGUUAAAUAAAGAAGAAUUAUUAGGUCUUAAAGAACUUAUUAGUUUAUUAGAACCCUUUGCCUAUGCAACAUGUCUAAUAGAUAGUGAUACAUAUCCCACACUCUCUCUUAUGCUUCCAACAAUUGCAACCCUUCAAGAAUACUUGUUUAAACUAGAAAAAAUCCUUACCAAUCAAGUUAUUUAUGACGUUAGGGAUGAGAUUGAGCUUAAUAUAGCCGACCGAUAG